This is a messenger RNA of Chenopodium quinoa (quinoa), 1707 nucleotides long. Its product is annotated as TBC1 domain family member 13-like. The record is from RefSeq and is a predicted model, not a curated record. The transcript has 6 exons. The coding region runs from base 630 to 914 and encodes 94 amino acids. NCBI's taxonomy places the organism in Eukaryota, Viridiplantae, Streptophyta, Magnoliopsida, Caryophyllales, Amaranthaceae.
UGGGCGGGAUUGAAAAAUUCAGAGUUGGCACCGGUUCCAACCAAAAUCGGUGCCAAUCAUUUAAUUAGCACCGGUUCAAAUCGGUGCCAAUUUAUUUAAAAAAAAAAUUAAUAAGUAUGGCAGAGAGUUAGCACCGGUUCGCCUUAAACCGGUGCCAACUAUGUUAAUUAGCACCGGUUCAAACCGGUGCCAUAUUUGAGAAAAAAAACCCGGGUUAGGUUAUUCACGUAACUUUCGUCUUUCUUUUUCAAUUCCUUUUCCUCUGUAACUUGCUUCCCUUUCUCCUUCUACCUUUCCCUCUUGACUCCACUACUUCCAGUACUACGCACCCCUUUCCACCGCCACCACACUCUAUCUUCUCCUUUCUCCUUCUACCUUUCCCAAUUUGGUUGAGUUUUUGUUAUUUUAGUUUUGAAAUUAGGGGUUUGGUUGAUUGUAGUUAUGGGUAUCCGGUUCGACCUCCAUCGCCACCUCCUCCGCCGCCGGACUCCAAUGGCACUUCCACUUCCUCUGCUUCUCCUUCUCCUUCUCCUUCUCCUACCCCCGAGGAGAUCUCUCGCCAUGCUCAGCUCUCACUUGAGCUGUCGAAGAAGGUCAUCAACAUCAGAGAAAUCAGGAGGUUAGCAUCCAUGGGUUUUCCUGAUGCUCCUGCCAUCCGCUCUACUGUCUGGAAGCUUCUGCUGGGGUAUUUGCCCAGUGAUCGAGCAAUGUGGCCCUCUGAAUUAGCCAACAAGAGGUCUCAAUACAACCAUUUCAAGGAUGACCUCUUGAUGUCUCCCUAUUCACUCUGUACCUUGCUUUGGAUUUUCUCAGACAGUAUUCUGCGGUGUAGUCAUCCAAACUGUACAAAGACUGGGUUUUCAAUGAUCAAGCUCUUCCAAGAGACCUUGUCAAGAGUUGGGAAGAAAAACUAAAGACAACUCACUUUCCUGAGAUGAUAUUUUGAGCUAGGUGAAAGUAACCUUUUGUAGUAUAGCUGGAAGUUGUGUAUAUAAAUAUAUACUGUAAUUUCCUUGUAACUUUGGAUUUGUUUUACAGGAUCUAAUUUCAUGGGCAACCUGAGCCUGAUUCUGUUUUGUUUGUAAUGACUUUUCUUGCAUAAAGUACAUUUGAUUGGCUUCAUAUUGCCAAAUGUUAAAGUGAAGUCUAAUCCAGUUGCAUGGAAUUUCUCAUAUGCUUGCAGCCAACCAUUUCAACAGGUGAUAUUGGACUAUGACUACACAUUCACAACUCCUUAUUGUGGAAGUGAAAAGGUUGACACAAAUAGUGAAAAGGUGUGGUUCCAGUGUUUGUUGGGAAGACUGUGAGGAGAAAAUUGAUAUAGUAGCUCUGGCUUCGAAAGAACCUAUUCUGUUUUAUGAUGAGAAAACUAUGGUGCAGCAUCAAAAUGUUAUUACUGUUCCUUUCAUAUUUAGGGGAAAGAACUUUUGAGGUAAAAAUAAAUUCAGAGGCCUCUCUCAAGGAGUUGGGGGAGGAACUGCAGACCUUGACUGAUGUUAAAGCUGAUACAAUUAGAUUGAUUAUUUCUCUGCCUUCCACCAAAAGCUCAAAAUUGUUGAUGCCUUUCUCUGACGAGCAUUCCAGUCUAAGGCUACAAGAUACUGGAAUCGUAGAGGUCUAUACUCACAUCUUGAUUCUUAUACCUUUAUUCAUACAGCUAUACAAGUGUAUAGAUAAUUUCUUGUUUUAUAUAUAUAUAUUAAUUAA